AGACAGUCUGUUUUUGCUGCAGUGAACGGUGGCUGUGGGGAAGACGCGCGCACACACCAAACACAGAGUAAAGAGCCCAGGAAAACCAGGAGUCGCGACUUGGGAGCGUGGAGAUAACCGGGAAAGGGGGAAAAGUGGAUGAAAGCGGACCAACAGAAGUCUCCGGACGAGCGGCAGCAGCGCAUCAAAGGAGGGACCUCACCGGAGACCAGGGCGGACAAUAACACCGACUCCCGCACGCGGAAUCCAACGGUGACCCCUCACAGCUCCUCAGCCCUCCUGAGCCUUCAGUGACGCAGGAGGAUCCGUGUGCCCCACCAUGGCCUUCCCAUCAGCCCCUUCCACGCUACGGAGUGUCAUCUUAUUGACAGUACUGUUCACAGCUGCGGUUCACAGCAACAUUGCUUAUGACGAAGACCCCUUGCAGCCUGUGACCUCCGACGAGACUGUGCCCGUCGGGGGCACGGUGACACUAACUUGCCGGGUGGCAGAGAGCGAUAAUUCCUCUCUGCAGUGGUCCAACACAGCACAGCAGACUCUGUACUUUGGAGGAAAAAGAGCACUGAGAGACAACCGAAUCCAGCUGCACCGCUCCCUGCCCACAGAGCUCUCCAUCACCAUCGCUGACGUGCAGCUGUCUGACGAGGGCGAGUACACCUGCUCCAUCUUCACCAUGCCGGUCCGCACUGCGCGAGCUACUGUCACCGUGCUGGGUGUGCCGAGUAAACCUCAGAUUUCUGGCUCUGAGGAUCCGGUGAUGGAGGGAGAAACGGUCACCCUGACCUGCACCAGCACCGGCAGCAAACCCCCCGCCAAGAUUCAAUGGUACAAAGGAGACGAGGAGCUGACAGAUCAUCUGUACAUGGCCGAGCCCCUUCCCGAUGGGCUCACAUACAACGUGAGCAGCAAGCUCUCCCUGACGGUGAGCUCCAAUGACGACAACGUCCACAUCACCUGCGCAGUCAACCACCCCUCUCUCGCCCCGGGGGACCAGAAGAGCGAGCAGACUCUGCGAGUGCUGUACUCCCCGAUCAUACAGAUCCUGCCUGAGAAGGGGCUCCCAAGAGAGGGGGGGAAGUUCACCCUUCAGUGUUUGACCAACGGCAACCCAGAGCCUGCUAACUACAUCUGGGAGAGAAAAGAAGGAGACCUCCCGUCUCUGGCCAGACCCGAAGGAGCUGUCUUGUACUUCUCCAUGCUCAACAAAUCAGACAACGGCGUCUACGUCUGCCACGCUGACAACGGCAUCGGGAAGAGCAGCGGGGAGUACGUGCUUCAGGUGCAAGAUGAUGCAGACAACAUCGCAGACCCCACAGCCAUGUCGACGUCCUCGGGAGUGGACCACGCUGUGAUCGGAGGGGUGGUGGCUGUUAUAGUCUUCAUCCUGCUUUGCCUGCUCAUUGUCUUUGGCAGAUACCUCAUCAGACACAAAGGGACUUAUCUGACCCACGAAGCCAAGGGCUCGGACGACGCCCCCGACGCCGACACGGCCAUCAUCAACGCAGAGGGAGGCCACUCCGGAGCGGACGACAAGAAGGAGUACUUCAUCUAGUCAGAGGAGGAAAAGAGACGAGGAGGAAGUGCUGGAGCAGCAGAGGAGAAGGGCGGAGUGAAGGAAAGAAACAAACCGCCAUUUGUUUUCGCUUCGGUUCUUCACUCUGUCAGAGGGACGCUGGGAGGGGAGGGAACUGUGGGUGGGAUCCAGAGAUUCAACGCCCCUCUUUGGUUUGACACAGGGAAGAGAGAAUUUGCACUGACAUUCGGAUGAACUGAAGUUACCCACUAAAACACACAAAUUUUGAGAGAAAAAAACGUGUUUGAAUGCUUGUAGUCGCUCAGAUGAACAAACCCGACUUGAUUUUGACUCAUUCACACAUCCUCACACAAGCGUCCUUCUCUUACGUGCUGCGAAAACAGAAAUUGUAAGUCACAUUCCGACAUUUCCUCAGAAUCUUUCCGUUCUUCAGCCUCCACGCUUCGUUUUCCUCCACGUUUCAUCCCAAUCCUGCCUAAACUCCAAUUUUGACCGACAAACAAACCUUUAAUACUCGAUUUUACCACGGGACUUUUCCUCUCCUAAAAACGUCCAACACUCGUGCAGAAACAGCAUUCCCACCUUGUGCAGCCAAGCCAAGGCUCUCCGGUAUACAUAUGAAUAUAUACUUAUAUAUAUAUACAUAGAAUUAUAUAGCAUUCUUUUUACUUGAUGACAAAUGUUUGGUGUGCUGUAAAUACACACUGUCUCUCUUUCAUUCAUUCUGUUACUGACAGCAGUAACGUAUAUACUCAAAAAAGCCUGCCUGUUUUUAUGACAUGCGUGGAAAUACAGAAAAGUAUCCAUAUCUGGGGGAAAAAUGUACAAAUAACAACUCUGAUGUUGCGAUGAAAACUAACCUUAUCUGCAAAUAUUUGUAAUGAAUGAAGGAUUUCUUUUGAUUUGCCCUUUUUCGGGGAGAUUUUGUUCGGUGUUACUGUCAGUGUUCCCGGUUUACAGUGUCCGAUGGGUUUUCUGUCACAACCUGAUUUCAAAUGUGUGUUGAUUUUGUGGGGCUUGAUCCUGAGACUCGUCAAACAUGAAACUGUAGCAGGAGCUCGAAGGACACAAGCUCUGAAAGUUGGAGUUUAACUUUCACCUUCACCGCUUUUCUGCCCGGCAACAGACCUGGCGCUGAAUUCGCUGAGUCGUGACAUCAUCAUCUCUACUAAGCCGCCGCUUUAGGACAGGAAAUGUUUUCCCAUUUUCCCGCUCAAGGUCAGACAGGAUUCUACCAAACAUUGUGGGGUAGAAACAAAAUGAAAUUGUAGCUAUAAAACUCAUUCACCAGCUUAACAAAAGAUUUGCUUAUAGAAAUGUUUUUUCGGAGUUGGGAGCCCGCCUUCUCAGUGCCAUCUCCAUUUGGUUGCUGGAAUUGAUUGCAAUCUAACUAAGAGGUACUGGAUGGUGGAGCGUGCACGGGCCAAGGUUUGGCUUGGCAGGCAUUGUUCCCAGUCUGCAGAAAGUCAUUUAGGAGCCUAAAUGCCCUCUCCUCUCCUCCCCUCUCCUCUUCUUCCCGUCCGCCUCUUUCCAUAGUUUAAUCAAUCAGCCCGUCUGCGUCCCCAUCCACCUUCACCCUUUUCCUCCGUCUCCAAUCGAUGUGGACUCUCCUCGCCCGUCUUUGUUUGUUUAGGAUUUAGCAUCUGUGGAUGUUAGCUGAUGGAGCUCGUGAAGGAAUCCCUUCACCCCUGUCAGUCCUGCUCUACUGGGAUCAUUUUUCCUACGAUCGUCCCAGCUGAUCAGGGAUUCUGUUCCUUAACUGCUACCUGCUGCUUUGAAAACAAGUGGUGCAGCGAGAAAGGUUCUGAUCCAGACGGAUUCCGAUCUGGGAUCUGAAGUUGGGUCAGCUGCUUUCCCUCUGUCUUUGGGUUUAGACUGCUACCUUCCAGCUGCUGCCUGGAUUACAUGACGGCUAAUUCCCAGCCAACAAGGCUGAGCGGGCCCGUAUGGUUCAAAAGUGGCAGAAAAUGUCCCCGAUUGGGUUUGUCUGCAGUGUCUGUGGUGACCCCACCUGUGUUUGCCACAUUGACUUAAGUGGACACUCAGUGGGUAGGCUCGCUAAGCUAGCCAGCCGCCCAGUGAACAGUGGAGCUAGCUAGCUCGAUACACCCGAGCUCACAACCUCAGAGCUUGCAACAGGGGAGCUUGUUAGCUUGAUACAGCAGAACUCGCUAGCUCAGUACAGCGGAGCUCGCUAGUUCACUAUAGUAAAGCUUGCUAGCAUGCUAUGCGUCCACUGGGAGGCUGGCUAGCAUAGCGAACCAACCCACUGAGUUUCUACUUAAACCAAACACGGUGGGACCACCAAAGAAACUGCACACAAACCCAUUCAGGGCCACAUUUCUGCCCACUUCUAAACCAUAUGCCCCCCAACCCGACCUUGAUGGGUGGGUGGCUAGAGAUGAUGUAGACCAGGGGUGGGCAAUCUACAUGCGACCCGUCAAACUAUUUACUCUGGCCCGUCAAAUGCGAAUAAAUUAUAAUAAUAAUCCUUAUUUGUUUUUUUUCCUAUAAUUGUCCUGUUUCCCUGUAGACGGUGCACUAUAAGUACAUUGACCUUUGAUCAGGAAGUUAUCAUCAUUUCUGAGCUAUUGAAAGAAUUGCCUUUUUUUACAUUCAGGUGUGUUUUCACAGUCCUUUUCCAGUCACUCCAACUCCACAUGAACGCAGCAGUUGUUUUCCCUGAAGAACAUCAAACCAUUUCUGCAAUUGGUACUAAAAUGAGAACUAAAGUCAGAGUUUUGAAAUAAAAUGUUCUAUUUAAGUUCAAAAUCAAAACGUCUUUUCAUCCAGAUUUGAUGUUAUUCCUCUUCUCUUGUGAGGUGGAUUACCAAAACAUCCCACGGUCCUGAUCCGGCCCUUCUGUGUUGAAGUUCUAUCAAUCAGGGUGUUUUUCUAAAACGUCCCAUCACUGCAAGGUCAAAGCUGAGGCCUUUCCUGGUGGAGUUUGUACUUUCUUGAUGCUCCAGCAGGUCCAUGCGAGGUGGACAUGCAUGAAAAAACCUCAUGCACUGUUAGGAGAGGCUCCUUCCUCAACAGGAUGCAGAGGCGGUCAGACUUUAUGAUCUUUAUUGGACAUUUUUAGAGAACUAGAAAUCACAGCACUGUUUAUGUCACCCUUCAGCGUUUCUCCGUGUGAUGUCUGCAGACCAGAGAACAGCCGUUGUCUCACACUUCAAAGGCAUUAGCCAUGAACUGUAUUUAGCCUCUCAGUCGGACUUCUCUGUGAACGGAGUGGAGUACCUGCCUCAUCCUCAACGAAAAGUGUUGUCUAAUAAAAGCUGAUGGACCUGUAGUUGCCUGUGAUUUCUCGUCCUGUCCUUUUGUCUUCUUUGGUGUGCUAGCAUGUAGCUUGCAUGAGAAGGGUUUGAAACUGUACUGUAGAUAUUUCUGGAGAUAAGAAGCUCUUCCCCUGAGACAUGAGCGGCGGUCUGCCCAGCAGACCUCCCAGCCGUCCUCUGAUCUGCAAACAUUAGCCGUGCCCCACUUUAAUCCAGCAGCACCUCCUCGGAAGCUCAGUCCUCCCCAAAAAACAAAAUGGACUCCUUUGAUUUAUUUAUUUUUUGUAUUGUCCCUCUGCUACUGCAUACAUGAAAGCCACACUGGUUGGUGGUUGAGCUGGGACACAUCUGAGCUUCACCAAGCAUUGCAGUGGCAGCCUUCUGUCAGCAGGUGGCAGCAAAGAGCAGCUUUUGCUUCUCCUCCCUCCACUCUAAAGCACUCAUAUCUUUGCUUUUUGUAGAGCCAAUCUAUUUUUGAAAUCAUGUGUGUUGCUUUCAUGUUUCAAACGUCUCAUUUCCUUAAAGUUAGAUUGUCCAACAUUUGAAUGUUAGAAUUUUAGUUUUGCAUAUUUCAUGGUCUCAUCGAGCGUUUUAGAAUCCUUUGGUGUAAAUAGCCUCUACAGGAACGCUGACAUGCAUCCGCACACACUUUGGUACACACGUGGGAUACAAACACAUCCACACACAUAUUUGGAUAUGCACAGCAGGCAUCUGUGGCGUCUGUGAAUAUUUGUACAUAUGUGUGCGAAUGUGUGUUUGUGUACGAGUGUGACCUAAACAGACUCUGGAGACACUCUUUAUGUGUGUUGCAUACACAUAAAUGUUUCUUAUUCCAUGACUAAUAAAAUGUCUCUUUUUUUCUUCUUUUUGAAUGAAAAGUCUUCCUUUCUAGUAAAUAUCCAUAUCCCGCGGGAAUAGUGCUGUCAUGUGUGUGUUAAUUUGUAAAAUGACGGAUGAUGUCAUGUGAGACCCGCCCACACGAGCUGUGGCGGGUUUUGCUUCUGUUGGCUGUUUUAUUCACAAAGCAUUUGUUCCUGCUUUACUUUCUCUUUUGGAAUUUUUUUAGACGAUCAGUUCAAUUGUUGACUUCAAUAAAUAUUCAUUUGAGUUAUUUUCA
Molecule: messenger RNA, 5932 nt
Organism: Oryzias melastigma (Indian medaka)
Lineage: Eukaryota; Metazoa; Chordata; Actinopteri; Beloniformes; Adrianichthyidae
Gene: cadm3
Product: cell adhesion molecule 3
Biological process (GO): homophilic cell-cell adhesion
Cellular component (GO): presynaptic membrane
Source: RefSeq, a predicted model, not a curated record